AUGGCCUCCCGUCUCGCGCUGGCCGUUCUACUCGUGGUGGUGGCCGCCAUGGCUGCGGCGGCGUACGCCGGCGACCUUUCCCUUGCCGAGGCUUUCGUGGCGGAGCCCGACGGCCACGGCCUUGUGGCCGAUGCCCUCAACUUCGAUGAGGAGAUGAUGAUGGAGUCGGAGACCGCGCGCCGGCAGCUCCGACGCGGCGGGUACAUCAGUUACGGCGCCAUGGGGCGGAACAACGUGCCCUGCAACCGGCGCGGCCGGUCGUACUACAACUGCAACGGCCACCAGAGGGCUAACCCCUACCGGCGCGGCUGCACCAGGGCCACCAGGUGCGCCAGGAACAACCACUAA
Molecule: messenger RNA, 348 nt
Organism: Striga asiatica
Lineage: Eukaryota; Viridiplantae; Streptophyta; Magnoliopsida; Lamiales; Orobanchaceae
Source: the annotation of a GenBank genome assembly